Messenger RNA from Hyposmocoma kahamanoa, 1129 nucleotides. RefSeq lists its product as uncharacterized. Lineage: Eukaryota; Metazoa; Arthropoda; Insecta; Lepidoptera; Cosmopterigidae. The coding region runs from base 174 to 902 and encodes 242 amino acids. The record is from RefSeq and is a predicted model, not a curated record. Gene Ontology annotation, cellular component: transcription regulator complex; nucleus. The transcript is spliced from 2 exons. Gene Ontology annotation, biological process: regulation of transcription by RNA polymerase II.
CCUUUAUGUUCGUAAAAUGAAACAAUGUUCGCGGUGCGGCUGUAUACGUAAGAGCUAGGAGCGCAAACCGCAGCGUUCAACCUCAAAGGCAGGCGCGCCACGCCUCGUUGCGGUGAGCGGUGGGCGACUGCGGUGGCGCGGUGGGAGGGGCGAUCACACGGUACAAACGGCGCAUGUUCCCUGCGAUCAGUCAGCCGCCAGGCCGCCGACUGUGUUGUCGUUACUGCCACGAGUACCGUGGUAUCGCGGCAAUGAUGCGGUCAAACAACAUGCGAUUGGAAGCGGAGAUCAUACAAAAUGUAUUACAACACCAAAUUCUUUACAAUCCGAAACACCCAGAAGCGAAAAAGCGAAGAAUUGUUGACAAGGUUUGGGAUCAAGUUGCUGAAACAAUGGAGAUGCCUGUUGAAGAGCUGCGUAGACGUUGGAAGAAUUUAAAAGACUGCUACUUGAAAUAUCUGCGAUCAAAAUUGCCCGGACCGAAGUCACCUUUGCUAAAACGCUAUAGCACUUGGCCAUGGGCUGGACACAUGGCUGCGAUCAAGCCAUAUAUCAACUAUACCCCGCGCGUACGAUUCGAUCGCGAGGCGUCUCCAGAUCACGAAUCGAAGACACAUCGAACAAUGGAAACCUUAAACGUGAUGACCUACUCCGGGAUGGAGAACCGUACGGCGGAGUAUGACGAUAUCGAUUUACUGUUUCUGAGUCACGCAAAAGUCGUAAAGAAGUUCUCCGCAGAGCGACAAGCUCUUCUGAAGUACAGAAUCGCCACGAUAAUCGUUGAAGAGGAAUUAGCAAAUAUCAGAGGUGACCCGUUACAAACAAACAUUGGCCCUCACAGCACUGACGCCACAGACAUUGUGAAUUUCGCAAAAAUCGAACUUCACUCUGAAGCUGAGUGAUUUUAACUGUAAUAUUAAUUUUAACAAUGCCAAAUGUAAAGAUACUCUGUAAUAGUUUUAGAUGAUUUUUAAAAGACUUAAUUUUAUCUCAUUACUUGUUAAUGCUUAAGAUUGUUUGUAAGCAAUAAUAAAAGUUUAUAUGUCAAUUUCUUAAGACUACUAGCGCUUCAUACCGCACAGAAAUACCCUACACAAUAUUUUAAACUCCUGUGCAAUGUCGUAAGAUU